Messenger RNA from Amborella trichopoda, 3008 nucleotides. Its product is annotated as Tetratricopeptide repeat (TPR)-like superfamily protein. Gene Ontology annotation, molecular function: mRNA binding; protein binding. NCBI's taxonomy places the organism in Eukaryota, Viridiplantae, Streptophyta, Magnoliopsida, Amborellales, Amborellaceae. The record is from RefSeq and is a predicted model, not a curated record.
UUUUCACUUUGUUUUCGAACGUAAGUUCAUUGCACUUGUUACAGUGUUGCUUCUCUUUCAUGGCUUAUCUUUGGGAUAUUUUCAGGUGAGUUCAGCCUCCUUUUCUAGGGUUUAUCUAGGUUUUGUAACUCAAAGUCGUCACUGUUUCAGUUGAAGUUAACCCCGCAGGAUUACCAGCUCAACCUGUUACUCUAUUUCCAUUAUCGGUUCAUACCAAUCUCUCUCUCUGUAUAAUGAUCGUUUAUUCCACACAUUCAAUUAAGGAUUGUGAGACCCAGCAGACAUUUUCAUUUGGUUCUUUUUUUCCGUCAAUUUGAGGUUUCGAGAUGCAGAAUUUCUCGAAUAACACAGCGAACAUUCUGAAUUUUGAUUCAAAACAUUCUGCAGUUUCUGGUAUUAAAGUUCCUCAGGUUAAUGGAGUUGAAUAUAACAAGUAUAGUAAGGAAAAUAUGGAGAAAAGUUCCAUUAAAACCAUGAACUCAGAGCUGACAAAACCGGUCAGAAUUAGCAAGAGCCAAAAGUGCAAGAGCACUGUCUCUCUUGAACGUAGUGGGAAAAGUAACAUGGUUUCCUCUGAAAAUGGAAGAAUUAAGAGCUCAAAUAGAGGGAAAUCUUAUGGUGGAUGUAUCCCUUCGAUAUUGCAAGCUUUAGAAACAGUUCAGAAUUUGGAUGAUGCAUUAAAUCCAUGGGAAGAUAGUCUUAGUAGAAAAGAAAGGAGCAUAAUUCUCAAAGAGCAAACAAAUUGGGCAAGAGCUCUUGAAAUCUUUCAAUGGUUUAAGAAAAAGGGUUGCUAUGAAUUGAACGUGAUUCAUUACAACAUAAUGCUGAGGAUUCUUGGGAAAUCCCGGAGAUGGGGUGAGCUAAGAAUGCUUUGGGAUGAGAUGGGUUGUGCAAAAAUAGUACCCACAAAUGCUACUUAUGGGACUUUGAUCAACGCAUACAGUAAAGCUGGCCUGAAAGAAGAAGCUCUUCUAUGGUUAGAAGAGAUGAAAAAGCAAGGCCUGCAACCUGAUGAAGUCACUCUGGGUACAGUCGUUCAGACUUUUAAGAAGGCAGGCGAGUUUGCAAGGGCCGAUAAAUUCUUCAAACGAUGGUCAUCGGGGGAAGUUUUCAUGGAAAAUACCGAGAGUAAUAGCGAAUCUCAAGUCGGGUCUUGUGAAGUUCUUGAGAUUAAUGGAGAUUUGAAGGAUAACACAGUUAUCGAAAGAGAGAAACAGGAAAACAGAAGAAGAUCUUCCGUCUUUCAGAAAUGUUCCAGUUCUUAUACUUACAACACUUUGAUUGACACAUAUGGUAAAGCGGGUCAGCUUCAAGAGGCUUCAAACACAUUUAAUCAGAUGCUGAGAGAAGGGAUAAUCCCAACCACGGUAACUUUCAAUACCAUGAUUCACAUAUGUGGAAAUUAUGGCCAUUUAGAGGAAUCAGAUGCUCUUCUCCUAAAGAUGGAAGAGCUCCGCUGCUCACCUGACACAAGAACAUAUAAUAUUCUUAUAUCACUUCAUGCAAGGAAUGAUAACAUCAAUGCGGCAGCCAGGUACUUCUUGAAGAUGAAAGCAGCUGGUCUGAAACCUGACCUUGUGAGCUAUAGAACCCUUGUUUAUGCAUUUUCUAUAAGGCAGAUGGUUGGAGAGGUGGAAUCUCUUCUGUCAGAGAUCGACAAAGAGGGUCUUCAUAUUGAUGAGUACACUCAAUCAGCGGUGACUAGAAUGUAUGUAGACAUUGGGAUGAUCGAGAAAGCUUUGUCUUGGUUUGAGAAGUCUCAUAGAAGUGGAGAGCUGAGUUCUGAAUGUUAUUCUGCAAAUAUUGAUGCAUUUGGGGAACAUGGUUAUUGGAAGGAAGCUGAAAAAGUUUUUGAGUGCUCUAUCCGUAGGCCCAAAUUGAGUGUACUGGAGUUCAAUGUGAUGAUCAAGGCCUAUGGGAAUGGUAAAAUGUACGAUAAGGCUUGUGACCUAAUUGAUUUAAUGGAGGAUCGAGGAGUUUUCCCUGACAAAUGUACUUAUAAUUCCCUUGUUCAGAUCCUAUCAUGUGCUGAGUUGCCAGAUAAGGCAAUAUAUUUUGUUCGAAAAAUGCAAAAGGCGGGAUUCGUGAAUGACUGUGUCCCCUAUUGUGCAGUUAUCUCUAGCUUCGCCAGGGUUGGAAAGACAGAAAAUGCAGAGGACAUGUACAAGGAGAUGGUUGGAUUUGGGGUGCAGCCAGAUGUUAUUGUAUUUGGAACACUCGUUAAUGCCUUUGCUGAACUUGGGUGCGUCAAGGAAGCUACUUAUUAUUUUGAUUCCAUGAAAAGUGCCGGUUUCUCUGGCAAUUAUGUGAUAUAUAACUCUUUGAUCAAGCUCUAUACUAAGGUCAGAUAUCUACAUGAAGCCCAAGAAAUUUUCAAAUUGCAAAAGUUAUCAGACGAAGGUCCCGAUACAUACUCUUCAAAUUGUAUGAUUGAUCUUUACAGUGAACAACUUAUGGUCAGCCAGGCCGAAGAGAUUUACCAGUCUUUGAAGCUUAAAGGAGAGGCCAAUGAGUUCUCCUAUGCUAUGAUGUUGUGUUUAUACAAGAAGAUAGGGAGGUUUGGAGAUGCAGUUUGUAUUGCUCGAGAGAUGCAUGGAUUAGGAUUACUUACUGAUAGACUGAGCUAUAACAAUGUAAUUGGGUUGUAUGCUUCAGAUGGGAGUUUGAGAGAAGCUGUUGAGACAUUCAAUCACAUGAUAAAAUCAGGCAUCGAGCCUGAUUAUUUUACAUUUAAGUCACUAGGUAUGGUUUUGAUUAAAGGGGGUGCUUCAAAGGAGGCUGUUAAUAACCUGAACUCAGCAUGGAGGAAGAAUCCUCAAGAAAGCAUCCAUUCAUGGAUGGCAACCCUUUGUUAUUUGGUUGGGAUGUAUGAUGAAGCUCUAAAGUCACAGGAGAAACAGAAAUGCCUUUUUGUAUCUGUCUAGUCUGACUAUAUAUAAUGAGGCCUGUAUUCAUUUGGCUCCCACAUGUACUGAUGUAGCUUACAAAAAUGUGCAUGGCUUGAUGCA